Molecule: messenger RNA, 2841 nt
Organism: Penaeus chinensis
Lineage: Eukaryota; Metazoa; Arthropoda; Malacostraca; Decapoda; Penaeidae
Product: latrophilin-like protein LAT-2
Exons: 13
Coding region: 22-2619 (865 amino acids)
Biological process (GO): adenylate cyclase-activating G protein-coupled receptor signaling pathway; cell surface receptor signaling pathway
Cellular component (GO): membrane
Molecular function (GO): G protein-coupled receptor activity
Source: RefSeq, a predicted model, not a curated record
GGUGAUGAAGGUAAGACAUUUAUGAAGAUAUCCAGACUGUAUGAUCCUGAAGACAGCUACGUCCUGACGGCUCCUGCAGGGAAGCUCAUCGUCGUGGAGUACGCCAUGGUCGGUCGCCCCCUCUCGACUGCCCUCAGAGGCCGUCAGGGGCUACCUUCUGCUUACCAGGGCUGCUACUCCAGCCACUCCCAUCACCUCUUCGCACGCAGAUGCAACGGCCGCUCCUUUUGCCAGCUGUCUGCCCGGGAUCUGCGUCACGAGCUGGAGACUGCGUGCCCCCCGAUGAUCACGCCGGUCGUCGAGGUGCGCUGGUCGUUCGCGGACUCGGUCGAGGUUUGCACCGGCGAGGGCGAGUACCUCGACCUCGGAAACGGGAGGAGCGGCUGCUUCCUUACCACGACAGGCAAGCACGAGACCGCCUCGGCAGCUAGAGAGGAGUGCCUUCAGGGAGGAGGUGACAUUGCUUCUGCCGCAGACAUCAAGCAGCUCUGCAACAUCGCUAGUGAGAUCUCGACCGAGACGAUGUUGUGGGUCUCUGCAGACGGCGAUUUCUGGAAUUCGACCCGUUAUUCCGCUUCCAUCAACGAUCCCAGGCUACUGAAUCGCGUCUCUUGCUCCGCCGAGAACACCGCCGGCGCCGAAGCCCGGGGCCUGUGCGUGUACCCUUCCUACAGAGGUGAAGCUCAGAAGUACUGCAAGAAGGACGAACCUCGCCCGGACAGGUAUCCUGGCUACACCUGGAAUGAGACAGAGGCAGGACUCAUGGCUACCAACAAAUGCCCGAAAGGAUGGACUGGCUACGCCUCCAGGUGGUGCAGCAACAACGGCACCUGGGACAACUUCCUCGAUCUCAGCGAGUGCAAGAACGCAGAUCUGGGAGAAUGGGAAGCCCAGACAGAGAACGACAGCAUCACUGCCUCCGAGAUCAUAAACGGCGUGGCACAAGACACCGAGGAAAUGGAGCUCGCCCCGGGGGACAUCUCCGCUCUUGGUCACAUCUUUGAGCUCCUCGAGGACAAGCACGAAGGUGAUCUGGAUUCGACAGAAGACGCCGCUCUUCUCGCUGAGGAGUACAUGGAGGGAACGGCCGCGACGGGAGACCACAUGUUACGGGACCCCGAAUCGUGGAUGGAGUUGGACCAGGCAGUUCGCAGCAACACGAGUACGAAGCUCCAGGCCGGGAUCACCAGCGCCGCCAUUGCCCUCGCCACUCACCUCAACAACUUCACCAAAAACUAUGUUAAAGACAAAAUAAACGUGAGGGUCAGCAGCCACCCCCCUGAGUUCUACGAGGAGAUUGCGGAGCGCUCCUUCAGCUACCCAGACGGCAUCACCAAGAUUGAGUUGCCAAAAGGAUUUCAGACAUCCUACGUUGGAAUGGACGGACUUGUGCCAGUUAUCUUCAAUGCGUAUGAGGAUCUUCACUGUACUUCUAACAUCGUCCCAUGCAACCAAACCUCUUUAAACGAGCAACGACACCUGCCCGCUUCGAGUCAAGUCAACAGUAUCAUCAUCGGUGCAACAGUCGGCGCUGGGUCUUCUUGGAGGGCAGAGGGAAAUCAAAGAAUAUCGGUUAUGCUGCGCCAUCAGUACGACGGGACCGAGUACGAACUUGGCUCCCCGCGAUGCGUUUGGUGGGACGAACAGCAGCACGGAUGGAAUGAGACUGGGUGCCAACGAGUUACCUCCACGCAGACGUACACAGAAUGCUCUUGCGAUCACCUUACCAAUCUGGCGGUCAUCAUGGAUAUUAAUGGAGUCAUUCAAAAGGAUAGUACCUUGUACCUAAUAUCACAGUGGAUCACCAUCGUGGGUUUCUCCGUGUCCAUUCCGAGCUUGCUACUUAGCGUCCUAUGUCUUAUCUGCUUCCGGAACGUCCGCGCCCGAAAGAGUUCGAUCAUUCAUGCUAAUCUCUGUCUGAAUCUGCUAGUGGCGGAAAUAGUCUUACUGGCGGGUUUGGACGCCACCCACAAUGCCGUGGCGUGCGCGGUGGUGGCCGCAAUCCUCCACUACUUCUUCAUCGCCACCUUCACCUGGAGCGCCAUCGAGGCCUUCCACAUGUACCUCAACUUCAUCAAGGUGUUCUCCACGUUGGGAUCUCCGCUCAAGUACUACCUGGGCUUUGGCUACGGCAUCCCGACGCUGUUCGUCUCCAUAACUCUUGGAAUCACGCAGGGUCGUGGUUACGGGUCUGAGAGAGCGUGUUGGCUCGAAGGUGCACUGGUCUGGGCUUUUGCUGGACCCCUCGCUUUUGUCAUGGUGAGCAACCUGGUAGUCUUCUGGAUGAUCAUGCGCGUGGUGUGGCGUGACAAGGGUGUGGGCGACCUGCAGCACCGGAGAUCGCGCCAGCAGCUCCUCAAAAGGCUAAAAGGAUCCGUGUCCCUGUUCCUCCUCCUCGGGGCCACCUGGAUCUCCGGAUUCCUUUACUUUGCUGAAGCAACUUCCUUCAUGGCCAUCGUGUUCACACUCCUCAACUCUUUCCAAGGCGUCGGGAUCUUCAUACUUACGAUCAUAACCGACGAUACUAUCUUGACAGAGAUUAAAAAGCUGCUGGGCAUGAAGGUGGAUGAUCCCAAGACAUCUUACGCCUCGAGGAUGGCAACCACAGUUGUAAACUAAAAUAAACAAAUCACUUGACUUUGAACUGACAACGUCUUCGCAGGUCGAGAUAUUCGUUUGUGGAAAGUCAAAUGUUUUUGUUCAGCUCCUGUUCUGUGUCAUUACUUUAGAGGAGAGUGAAGUUAGAAUUCAGUCAAUAGAUUUAGAGAAUAAUUAAUCCAAUAUAUAGAAAUACACUCAUUUCAUAGCCACUAUAUUGAGAUAAUAAACAUUACUGAUGCA